Molecule: messenger RNA, 2557 nt
Organism: Serpula lacrymans var. lacrymans S7.9
Lineage: Eukaryota; Fungi; Basidiomycota; Agaricomycetes; Boletales; Serpulaceae
Exons: 7
Coding region: 1-2274 (757 amino acids)
Molecular function (GO): zinc ion binding; metalloendopeptidase activity
Source: RefSeq, a predicted model, not a curated record
AUGCGUCGUCUCUUCACAGUCACCCUCGCUCUCGCAGGCCUUGCCGGCCGUGCCCUAUCAACUCCAGCUCCUCUCCGCAGCUCAGACGACCAGUCGUUCGUUGCUCGUCGUAGAAAAUCACUUGGGUUUGGCCACGCUAAUGAGCAUGCUGUAUUCAACUCGAGUCCUUACCAGAUCACGACCAACUCCUUCCUUCCACUCCCGGCUCACACUAACCCCUAUGUCGUUGCUCGUUCUUUUUUGAGUGAUAUCUUGGCAGCUGACAAUGUGAACCCCGACAAGCACUGGGUCAUCCGGGAUGAUUCUUACACAGAUAAGAACACCGGCGUAACACAUAUCUACGUUCGUCAGAUCGUAAAUGGCAUGGAGGUCUCUGACGGCAAUAUGAACAUCAACAUCAAAGAUGGCGUCGUUCUAUCAUAUGGCAACUCGGUAUGCUUCUUCGGCGACUCACGUCGUGCCCUGAUGCAGUUCAUGAUUGCAGCAACUCCGAAUACCCAACUUGCAACUGACCUCAAGUCACGGUAUGACGAGCAUAUCAAUGCCAUGACUGUCACAUACCAGUCCUCCUUUGUUGGCGACCAUGCGACUAUGAUGGAGUACAUCGACAAUGUCCCUGAUGCAGUGUCGCCUGUGAAGGCCAAGAUGGUUUAUGUCCAGGUACCGAAGCCAGAUGGAAGCACAGCGCUUGACCUAGUAUGGAAGUUCGAAGUCGAGAUGCAAGAUAACUGGUAUGAAGCAUCAGUGGCAGCUAUAGCGCCUCACCGCAUUGUUACUGUCGUGGAUUGGGCUUCUGAUUCUCCUCUGCCACACCCCUCUUUCCAAACUGCUCCCAUCCCACCAACUACCCCCAGUCCACUCCCUGCAUCUUACAAUAUCUUCCCUUGGGGGGUUAAUGACCCAAGCGAAGGCGAGCGGGCGAUUGUACAAGAAUUGGGAGACAAGUUGGCAAGUCCAGUGGGGUGGCAUACUUUGCCAUAUAAGAAUGAUCCACAGAGCGAUAAUAUCAGGCAAGUGGGUGGAAGUCUUUGGAGAGAGACCAACACGACUUGGGGCAACAAUGUUUUUGCGCACGAGAAUUGGGAAGGCCGCAAUGAAUGGGUCUACAACCUUCGUCCACAAGGAGCUGCCUCGAAGGGGGACACUAGUGAAGGUGCCGUAUUCGACUUCGAUUAUGACCCAAAGAAGACCGACAGCGAGGAUGCAUUGAAUGAAGCAAAGAAAUAUAUCGAUGCGACUGUAACGCAGUUAUUCUAUACAUCUAAUAUGGUGCAUGAUUUAUAUUACCGCUAUGGCUUUGAUGAAGUAUCUGGUAACUUCCAGCAACACAACUUUGGUCGAGGAGGCAAAGAGGAUGAUGGUGUUAUUGCAAAUGCCCAGGACGGCUCUGGCUACAACAAUGCCAACUUCAUGACUCCACCUGAUGGUCAGAAUGGCCGAUGCAGAAUGUACUUGUGGAACACGGCAAAUCCCUACAGAGACGGAGAUCUUGAAGCAGGCAUUGUCAUCCACGAGUUGAGCCAUGGUUUGAGUACAAGGUUGACUGGUGGACCCGCGAACUCGGGAUGUCUCGGGUGGGGAGAGAGUGGAGGGAUGGGUGAGGGAUGGGGAGACUUCUUGGCUACUACCAUCCGGAGUACCAGCAGCUAUUCGGACUAUGCCAUGGGUGCUUGGGCUGCCAACAGGCCAACUGGUAUCAGGAACUUUAUCUAUUCUACCGAUAAGGCGAUCAACCCAUCGACAUACAAGACUCUCGACAAGCCUGGUUACUGGGGCGUGCAUGCUAUUGGCGAAGUCUGGGCUGAAAUGCUCUGGGUAGUCUCACAGAAGCUGAUCAACAAGCAUGGAUAUAGCGAUAGCUUAUUCCCUCCUGCCCCACUUGAAGAUGGAACGAUUCCCACUGGUAACUUUUAUAGGCCCAAAGAGUACGAUGUACACGGAAAAGCGAAGCCCUUGGUACCUAUUCAUGGUAAUUCGUUGAUCGUACAGCUUGUCUUGAACGGAAUGAAGCUUCAAGAUUGCCACCCUUCCUUCUUCGACGCUCGUGAUGCUAUAAUUCAAGCCGAUGCUGUCCUCACCGGAGGCGAGAACUUCUGCGAGUUGUGGGAGGGAUUCGCAGAGAGAGGAUUGGGAGUAGACGCAACCGUGGUCGGGAAGACGCCAUGGGGUGGAGGAAUCCGAGAGGAUGGCUUUAAGGUCCCUACUGUGUGCAACGGUGGCGAAGAAGAUCCUGAUGAUGGUGAAGACGACGACUGUGGCUUCUUUGGAUGCUAGACAUGGUAGAUGGGACGCGCGGGUUGGCGUAAUGUCCAUACCCUGCCGGGAUUCCUAGAGUUUAUGCAUACCUUUAUUUUCGUCAGGACACAUCUCGCAUGAUUCUAACCCACAUCCUAUUCUGUUGAUGCUAUCGGGGGUAACUUUGUAAGAGUAUAUAGUAUAUUGCGUUGGUAUGGUACCGUAUGGUAGGUAAUAUUUGUGAGCAAUGAUUUUACUUACAGUUACUUUUGCUUUCUUGAGUGGUGCGUGACAAUGGCAAGGUCAACCUGAAAUUAAGAAA